AUGAAAGUGGACAAGCUGCCGCGGUGGUUCCUGCCUCUCGAUGGGCUGAAAUCUGAGCCAGGACCGUUCGCUCGUGGCUCCUUCGGUGCGGUUCACCGUGGCGUCUGGAAGUCUGAGGACGUGGUGGUGAAACGAUGUUUUGUUGCGGACCUAGCAGAUGAUGACGUUGCGAUACAGAAGUUAGAAGCGGAAUUGAAUCUGUGGCAUCAGUUUGACAACAAGAAUGUCGUCAAACUAUUUGCCGCGUCACACGUCAGCACACCGCCGUUCAUCAUCAGCGAGUACGCGGCGAAAGGCGAUCUAGGAGCGUUUCUCGCGCGCUCAAAGAAGAACAAGAAGUACAUGUGGAGACUGUUGCAUGAAGCAGCGCAAGGGUUGGAUUUCAUCCACAAGAAAAGCGUAGUACACGGCAGCCUAAAGCUGAGCAAUAUCCUCGUAGAUUUCGACCGUACUGCGAAACUUUCGGACUUUGGUCUGAGUGCUCUUCGACCUCCACCAAGAGGCGUGAGCGACACUGACGGCUUGCGUCGGCGGGCACCCGAGUGUUUAAAGAACAAAGCGACCUUCGCUUCUGACGUUUACUCGUUCGCGAUGUGUAUUAUCGAGGCGGUGACGGGUAAAAUCCCUUUUAGUACCUUCGAUGAAGACGGCGUUCUCAAACGCUGCAAAAUGGAGAGAUGCCGGACACGCCCAAGCGGAUGCCGGAGGAAGCGUGGGAACUGA
Molecule: messenger RNA, 723 nt
Organism: Phytophthora sojae
Lineage: Eukaryota; Oomycota; Peronosporomycetes; Peronosporales; Peronosporaceae
Exons: 1
Coding region: 1-723 (240 amino acids)
Biological process (GO): protein phosphorylation
Molecular function (GO): protein kinase activity; ATP binding
Source: RefSeq, a predicted model, not a curated record